Cyprinodon tularosa is the source of this 4219-nucleotide messenger RNA. RefSeq names its product nectin-4-like. NCBI's taxonomy places the organism in Eukaryota, Metazoa, Chordata, Actinopteri, Cyprinodontiformes, Cyprinodontidae. The coding region runs from base 331 to 2133 and encodes 600 amino acids. The record is from RefSeq and is a predicted model, not a curated record. Gene Ontology annotation, biological process: heterophilic cell-cell adhesion; homophilic cell-cell adhesion. Gene Ontology annotation, cellular component: adherens junction. The transcript is spliced from 11 exons.
AGUGAGAGGUAGAACACAAACAGGUGUAUCAUUUAGAGCUGCACCUUCUCUCUCUGCACUCCUGAACCGAUGGCUUUUCUUCACUCCUGGGUAGAAUCUCUCAGCUAGCAGAUUGGCUUAUUCUUCUCUCAGGACGGCUCUUUGGACGGGAUUAGGAUUUUUCACAGAAUAAAGACAUUCUUGAGGAUGAUCACACAGCAUGAGGCAUAAAGGCACCUCAUGCACCAGGCUGCUCUCCAAUUUAGGAUCCUUUUACCUGGACUGAUGUGCCUCACAGCCGUGCUGAAAGUGUCCCAGGUUUUGCACAGUUAGGAGGAACUCCAGAGGAGGAUGACUUCUCUGCUCUACAGUCUCCUGCUGGGUCUCCUUGUGCUCCAGAUCUUUGUGACGGGGAUACAGGGAGAAUCUAAGGAAGAUCCAUCCAAGCUUACCUUACAGUCUUUGGAGGAGAAGGAAACAGUCUUGCCCUGCCUCUAUGAACAGAGCAGAGUCAGUAUAGUUCAGGUUAGCUGGUACAAGAUAAAGUCUGAUGGGACCAAGGAGCAAAUUAUCACUGCAAGCCCCACCGACGGCCAGAUGGCUUUCGGGACAUGGGAUGGCCGUGUGCGCUUCAAAAGCAGUCAACCCACAGUGGACUGGACUCUGGUCAUCAUAAGCACCAAGGUCUCAGAUGAAGGCAAUUAUAUGUGUCACAUCAGUACCUUCCCAACAGGGAAUUUUGAGAAAGAGAUGUCUCUCACCGUCUGGACUACUCCAAUCACUGACCUGGUUCUUCACGAUGUAAAGGAGGGUGACACCUACAAGCAAGUGGCCUCCUGUCGUUCCGUUGCUCGCCCACCGCCUCGGCUCUCUUGGGACACGGAGCUUAAUGGUCGGUCUGAAAACCGCACCUCAGAAAGCGGCCAAAUCUCCAUAAACUACUACCUGCACCCUGUGAGGGGUAUGAAUGGAAAGAAGCUGGACUGCUUGGUGUGGCAUCCAGCUUUUUCUGAGCCACGCAGGUUGAAAAGCGUUCUGGUGGUGCAUUUUCCUCCGCACGCUGAAGUGUCUGGCUACAGUGAAGACUGGCAAGUUGGCAUGGAGAAUGCUGCCCUGAGGUGCAUACAUGGAGGAAACCCUGCACCAACCGUCACUUGGACCAGAUUAGGUGGAGUCCUUCCUAAACAUGCAGUUCCCCACUCAGAUGGAAGACUUGUUUUUGAGCGACCCCUUAACAUCUCAGACAUGGGCACCUAUCAGUGCUUGGUAAAAAACACUGAGGGCAAAUACGAAGUGAAGGUGGAGAUUACCUUAAAAGAGCAUAGAGAGGAAAUACAUGAGAACAAGAUGAUGUACAUCGUUGGGGGUGCGGCUGGUGGGCUGCUGAUUGUCAUGCUCAUCCUUGUCAUCGUCCUCACAUGUCACCACAAGCAAAAGAACAAGAAACUGAAAAGGGAGCUGACAAAGAAAAGGGAAGAAAUAUCUAAUCUGUCCAGACAAGCUUCAUUCAGGAGGGUGAACUCUGUCAGCACUGAUGCCAGAGAGCAGAUUGAGGAGAGCCUCCCUCUGAGAGUGGAGUCAACCCUGAGGAACAGCCUGUCUUCCCUCGGGGAGCAAGCCCGUUGCCGCGACAGCAGAUCGACCAUCUCAGGUGUGCGUGUAGGCGGGGGCUCUGCUUACGACUCUCUUGGGAGACCGUCUAUCUACAACAACUCAAGGAGGGGAAGGGACAGGGCUAUGGUUAGGGACGAUGAAACUCAGCUUAGAAUAGAGCAAUUUGUGAGAAACAGCAACAUGUCCUUGCAGGAGACCCGUUUGCUUCCCCCUCUCAUCCAAGGAAACUACCCCACAAUACGCUCAACUGAGGUCAUAAGAAAGAUGAACGGCAGCGCUAUCAUCCCAGCAAAUGGGGGUUCACACACAGGAAGCACCAUCAAGAGCUACCAGCCCCCUCCGACGAGCAGCACCUACCCACAAGGAACAUAUGAUGAGGAUGAGAUUGAUGAAGGGCUAGGUGGCCCCAUUAAUCAGGAGCAUCCUGAUGAUCAGGACAGUGUGGCCUCCAGCUCCAAUUUCUCCAAAAACAGGAUGAGCCCUCCGGCUCUCAGUCACAACCCCCACACUUCCUACGUCCACAAGGCCCAGAUCGUUUAGCAGGAAGCAGCAGGACCUCAUGUAAAACCGCAGAAGUAAGAAGCUGCGCUUUUGACAUUUCCCAGUCACCAAGAUUAGCAUCAUUUCUGUUCUCCUCAGGGUGGAAACAGACUUCUCUUAAGAAGGAAGUCAGGAAGGAUUCCUGACUUCUGCACACCUUUUGGAGAUCAGUCAUUACAGACAAAAUAUGAUGUUACAACAUUUCCGACUGUUGCAGUUGCAGCCGCUUUUGCAAUGCCCUGUUGUUUUAAGAGGCUUCAGAUGCCAGCACAGCUCAGAAACAUUGUGCAGAUACACCUGGAGCUUUUCAUACCAGUGGAAAGCAGGAAAUGCGGGAGGAGUAACAAAAAAAGAAAAAGAGCUGUGGGAAAGUAUGUUAAUCAGAGGAGUCGAUUGCAACAGGUGGUGUGCUGUGGAAAAGUAACUGUGCGUAUGAUGAGUUUGCAUACACGCACUUCUUUGGACCUGAUCCAGAACUUGUGCGUCUCUGGCCACGCCUCAAACACCAAUAUCUCUGUAUACCUUCACUUCAGUCAUCCAGACGAGGCAGUAUGUCUCUGCAUUGAUCUUUCUGCAAAUAUGGACUGUUUGGUGUCCAUGAGACUUUCUUUUACUGAAACGGCAGUUAAAAUGUUUUCAUAUCAUUAUUCAGUUCAGAUGCUUCCACAAGAUUGUAUGUGUACUUUAUUUUUAUUUUUUUACAAACUUACAAUCUCCCCGUGUUAUUUUUUUUACUUAAGGAUACUGUGAAUAGAAAUUAGUCCACCCAACUUCUACAUGUCUUUUGAGGACUUUGACGUUGUAUACAGUUGUGCUUGAAAGUUUCCGUACCCAUCCAUUAAAGACAAAAAAUAUAUAUUGAUACUGAUUUUGAAUAUAUAUAUGUAUAUAUAUAUAUAUUAAUAAAUAAAACAAGUAAACAAGCCUGAUGGAGCUCCUGAAGUAAACUUUUGUUGAGCAAUACUAUGAGGCAGUCACUGAAAUCAGGUGUUUUCUGUAAUGUUCAGGAAAUGCUCAUUCAGACUUUUAUAUCUGUUGAUAGGUAUAUUGGUGCUUUAAUUUGUAUAGGAUAGUUUAUUUUUUAGAAUAUUUUUAAAGAAUAAUUCUAAAUCCAUAUUUUAUUUUACAAAGUUAUCAUUUAGUACACUUUUUUUAAUCAUUACAUUUUUUUUACAGUUUUGAACACAAAACUAAAAAAAUGGGAGGGUAUGUAAACUUUCUAGAACAACUGUAUGUUGUAAACUUAAAACUAUACAUUACAUAAUCAGCUCCAAGUCAUAACAAUUCACUAUCCACACUUGGCCAUUUGUCUGUAUCAGUUUUUAUCCCUUGUUUUUUGUUUUGUUUUUUUUAGCUUUGAUGAAUGAUGGGUAUAAAGUCACAAAAUGCUUGGACCGCACUUAUAAUUAAAUUCGAUUUCAGUUUUUACAGAAUUCUCAUAACCAUGUUUUCCUUACAGUAGACUGAAAGGAGAUUCUAAAAACAUUCUUCAAAUCAUUAAUUGUUAAAGGGGGGGAAAUGUCCCCCUGGUGGGUACAAAUUGAUAUUUGGUACUGGGGGAAAAAAUGACUGUAAAAUAGCCAAAACUGCAAAGGUACAACUGCAAAGACAAUGCAAAAGAAAAAAGGACCAGCGACCAAUGAAGUAUGGUACACCGAUGCUGAGUUGCCUGUUUGCAUGUUCACUCAGAUAUACGCUCAGGACAAAAGUCAUGAAAAUGAAUGUUAUCGUGGAUAUUACCAUGUGCCAUUUUGAAAGUUUUCAGAACCAGCAACAAAACUAUGCCUUUGCGAGAGUAAUGUGACAUUCUCGUUCUGAUAUGCUGGCAUGUGCGUGUUUACUGUUUUUAUUUUUUAUUCUCAUUAUUUGUGGAAUGUUGAUUUUAUUGUUUGGCUCAUAUUUGUUCUUGAGUAUUCAUAAGGGUUCAGUUGCUGCCCUCAAAGGGGUGUGCCAAAGGGAAUAAUGUGUCUUUGCUGUGUUUUGCAAAACUGAAAGUAUUAUUUUGUUCCAUGUUGUAAAAGCAUUCACCUAUAUGGCUGUUUCCAGUAAGUGGAUGCUUCCUAAAGCCGUUGCUAAAAUGUCUAAA